Theobroma umbraticum is the source of this 1135-nucleotide messenger RNA. RefSeq lists its product as uncharacterized. Lineage: Eukaryota; Viridiplantae; Streptophyta; Magnoliopsida; Malvales; Malvaceae. The record is from RefSeq and is a predicted model, not a curated record. Gene Ontology annotation, biological process: regulation of developmental process; innate immune response.
CGUGCUUCGCUUUGCUCUGAAAUCCUAUUACAGCAUUCCUCACCUUCACUUCCCUCUGUUUCAAUUAUCCAACUCUAGGAAAUAAAAUCAUUACCAACAGAAACUCUUUCUUUUUCUCACUUUCCAAAAUGACGACUACGACAAAAUCCUUUUUAAGCUUCUCUUCUCUUCUUUUACUGCUGAGUUCCAUUCUCAUUGAGACUGAAGCUCGUGACCCCUUCAAUAUCCUGAUGUCCCAGAACUUUGCCGGCGGAAAGGUCCCUGAUUUCUUUGAUAUUGGCUUAUACCUUGGAGCCAUCAAAGAGUCAGGUCCAAGUCCUGGCGGGGGACACAAGUUCACUGAUAGUCAGACCGUAGGAGGCAUUAAGAACUCGGGUCCAAGCUCUGGUGGUGAGGGACACAAGUUUACCAACAGCUUGCCUCUUGGAGGUAUAAAGGACUCCGGUCCGAGUCCUGGUGAGGGACACAAGUUUACCGACAGCUUGCCUCUUGGAGGUAUAAAGGACUCCGGUCCGAGUCCUGGUGAGGGACACAAGUUAAUCGAUAGCUCGACUCUUGGAGGUAUAAAGGACUCCGGGCCAAGUCCUGGUCAGGGACACAUGUUAAUCGACAGCUCGACUCUUGGAGGUAUCAAGGACUCCGGGCCGAGCCCUGGGGUAGGAAACAAGUUAACCGAUAGCUUCACUCUAGGAGGCAUUAAGGACUCUGGUCCAAGUCCCGGUGUGGGAAAUAAGUUCACUGACAGCUCUAAUCUCGGAGGCAUUAAGGAUUCAGGCCCGAGUCCUGGUGUGGGAAACAAGUUAACUGACAGCCAAACCCUUGGAGGCAUCAAGGACUCUGGUCCAAGCCCUGGUGUGGGAAAUAAAUUAACAGACAACCAGACUAAUGGCGACAUGAAGGACUCUGGUCCGAGCCCUGGACAAGGAAACUAGUUCAUUGACAGUCAAAUAAUAAAGGUAAAAAAGUUUCCGGUCCGAGGCUUGGUAUGAGAAACAAGUAGACAUUUCGGCAACACCAGCAAUACAAGCUGGUUUCAGCAACAAGAAGAUUUAGUUUAUACUAUAUACGAGCUCAUUCUUUUAGUUCAUUAUUUAUUUUGUUGUUUAUCUAAGAAGUGGCACAGCUGUUUUCAGUA